Molecule: messenger RNA, 2154 nt
Organism: Cryptomeria japonica (Japanese cedar)
Lineage: Eukaryota; Viridiplantae; Streptophyta; Pinopsida; Cupressales; Cupressaceae
Product: E3 ubiquitin-protein ligase RSL1
Exons: 3
Coding region: 190-1881 (563 amino acids)
Biological process (GO): protein polyubiquitination; ubiquitin-dependent protein catabolic process; positive regulation of proteasomal ubiquitin-dependent protein catabolic process
Cellular component (GO): cytoplasm; ubiquitin ligase complex
Molecular function (GO): ubiquitin protein ligase activity; zinc ion binding; RNA-DNA hybrid ribonuclease activity
Source: RefSeq, a predicted model, not a curated record
AUUGGCCGGAGAAAAGGCCAGGGCCGAUCCCGUACCGUUUAUUUAUUUCAAAUACCUCGGCCAGGCUUCCAUUUGGGAAGCUUAGAUAGUAAGUUUGCGAGGGCGAGGCGUUUCUUCUCUAUAAAUUGGCCGUGAAGAGGAGAAUUGAGGCCACUCUCAAUUAAGAAUUUUCAAGUUUUCAGCGGAGCCAUGGCGAAUUUGGAAGCAGACACCGUUACUCUUCAGCAUAUGGAAUUAAGUGCAGCUCAGUCUGAAUGCAGCGACCUCGAAUUGGCCUUCAAUUUGCAGUUACAGGAGGCGCUCGCCGUAUCCAUGAUCACCUCUCAACCGGGAAGUUCCACUAAUUCGGUGCCUGCCGAUUCCAAAGACAGAGCAGAGACUUCUGCUGGCGAGAAAGAGGAUGAUAUGCAUGUCUUAUUGAAAAUGCAGGUGCUCGAGUUGGAAAAAUUUCAGCAGGAGCUCGCCGAUCAUGAACAGGCGGAGGCGGAAAUGCGCCGCUUAUCGCAAGAAAUGCACAUUAGAAACCAUGAUUCCCAAUUCGCUCGAAGUAUUCAGGAUAUGGCGGAUGAUCAGUGGGAGGACAUGGGAAAUGACUAUGAGGAGCCCUUCGAUGCUGCACAUGAGGAUAGGGCAUUUAAACUCUAUUUCAAAGGAUUGAUCAGUAGCGAGAAUUUAGGAAAUAAUCAGUGGGAGGUUUUAGCGGGGGCGGGAAUUGCCAUUUAUGAUCAAGAUGAUAAGUUGGUAUUUCAAUUGGCAAAGCCGCUGGAGACUGGUUUGAGUAGGGCGCCUGCGGAGUACAUGGCUUUGACUGAAGGCCUCAAAACUGCCUAUUCUUUGGGCAUACGAAAUGUCACUGCUUUUGGGGAUUCUGUGCAGGUCCAUAAGCAAGUUUUAGGGUCCUGGAGUGUCAGACAACGUAAAAUUUCCCAAUGUUUGCGGGAUGUUCAGGAUCAGCUUGGCAAAUUGGAUAAAGUGUUCAUGGUCCUCCUCACAAGAAGUGACAAUAAAUAUGCAUUGACUUUAGCAAGGGAGGCUAUUGACAGUCAGGUAAGCAGGAAAGAUCAAUGUCGUAAUGAAAGGGAGCAGACCUACGAGGAAAAGUGCAGUAUCUGUUUUGAGGAUAAUCCGAUGGAUCAGAUGUAUGAAAUCAUGACUUGUCACCAUAGGUAUUGCAUUUCUUGCAUGGCUCAACAUGUAGAGGUCAAAUUGCAACAUGGCUAUAUACCGGAGUGCCCACAUGAAGGGUGUCAUACUAGGCUGACUGUAGAUGGUUGUAAGAAAUUCUUAUCACCUAAGUGGACUGAGGUUUUGAUAAAACGAUUGGAGGAGGCAGCUAUUCCAGAAUCAGACAAAGUAUAUUGUCCAUAUACUGAUUGUUCGGCAUUGAUGACUAAGACAGCCAUAAAUAGUUCGUCACAAGCUUGCUCAUCUUCAGAUCCUCUAAUGCAUACCAAAUGUCUGAAAUGUCACAGACUUUUCUGUACAGAGUGUCGGGUUCCUUGGCAUCAGAAUAUGUCAUGUCAGGACUAUCAAAAACGUAUUCCUCAAUUACAUGGUGUAGAUGCAAAGCUGCAUUUGCUUGCAACAGACAACAUGUGGAGACGAUGUACAAAAUGUAAACACAUGAUUGAACUGGCUGAAGGUUGCAAUCAUAUGACUUGCAGGUGUGGCUUUGAAUUUUGUUAUGUUUGUGGGGCUGAAUGGAAGAACAAGCACGCAACAUGCAAGUGUGCUUUAUGGGAUGAGCAUCACAUUAUUCGUGAACCACUUACAGAUGAUGGUGAUGGCUACUAUGAUUCCGAAGAAGAAUAUGAGACUGAUGAUGAAGAUUAUGAAUUUGAACACGAAUUUCGGCAUGCACAAUGGGGCAGGGCAUUAUGAAUUCAAAAAGAUUCAUGCUAUUGCAACUGGAAUUUAACUAUUAGGUUCAAACUAAAGUUUUGUAGCUCAAUUUUGUUAAAUUAUUUGUCCAUAAAAUGAUAUCUGCAGGUAAUAGAUUUUUAGCGUGGUUCAUCAAUGAAAUUGUAUUUUUGAGGUUUUAUUGAUUAAAACAUUUUCUAGUAUGUACUUGAAAUAACUGGAUUUAAUGUGUAGUUUGGAUGCGAUGUGCGUGAAUUAAGUUCUUGAAAGAAAGCUGAAGUUAUAUUUGCUACC